This is a messenger RNA of Staurois parvus, 266 nucleotides long. The record is from the annotation of a GenBank genome assembly. NCBI's taxonomy places the organism in Eukaryota, Metazoa, Chordata, Amphibia, Anura, Ranidae.
UUAUUUAACCCCUUCACGCCUAAGGGUAAAACAAAUCUAAAUGCCUAAGAACAAUUCUGCAACAUUGACACGUGUUAGUAAAACCAUACAUAUCAUCACAACUACUUUGUACAUCCAGGUGAAUUAUACCUGGGUUUUUUUCAGGACAAAUUGCACUUUCAUUUGGUGGUAAAUGGUAAUGGAUAUCUCCUGAUUUUUUUUUCUAUUAUCAAAGGAAAACUGGCCCAAAAUAGGAUGACACCAAAUUUUUUUUUUUUUUUUUUAAA